CUCUCCUCAGCGACCUCUCCUCACGCUACCUUCACUCUCCUUCACUCGCUUUCGCUUUCCUUCACUCGGGUUGGCGUCGCCGAAUCUCAGGAUCUCAGGAUCUCAGGAUCUCAGGAUCUCAGGCUUCUGUCGAAAGUUUUCUCGGGGAGAGGAGGGGAGCCCGGCCGGGAUGCCGCGACGAGAGACCGGCGCCGUGGAGGCGCGAAAAUACGGGUUACGCGCCAGGAAAGCGGUGGUGGUGGCCCCGAGUAUCGGCAGCGGCCUCUUGUCGCUGGAGGAGGAGAGCGACGUGGAGGCGGAGGAGGCCGCCACCGACGAGCGCUACCUGCAGAUCCUGAGCAGCGGCGCUGCCACCCCCACCUCCAGCCACGGGCCCAAGGAGGUGCCGAUGCUGUUGGGAACAUUCGCAUUUAAAACAUCCAGCAAAAAGAACAAGCUUGCUGAAGUCGCCACGGAACUGGCCAGGACACCCCGGAGCGGCACUUCCCUUCACCGGGCUCCUGCUGAGAAGCCCACUCCCACCCAGCGGUCACCAGCUCUUCACCGCAAGCCAAAGAAAGCCUCUCUACAUGGCGUAGCCUCAACGCCGUAUCGUUUGCGCAAGAGACUGAAAGAGGUUCAGUCAGACAGUGAGAGCGAGCUGUCCGAGUCUGUGUCGGAGGAGGAAGAUUCGCACAGCGAGGAGGAGACCGUGAAAGGCAGAGGAGGAGCGGAGGCCAACAGAACCCACAAGUUGACUCCAGCGAGGAAGAGAGGCAAACGAGGAGCUCGCAUCACUCAAGAAGUGGUGGAAGAUUACUUUGACGCCCACAAAACCUCGAAGGUCAUCACUUCUGACCGCACGUUGUCCAAGCUGCAGUCUCCACGCCUUGACCAGGAAACCCUCGGCCGCCUGCUCAGAGCUGUGCAGCUGCCGUUCCGCGAGGAGCGCAAGCAGCUGGAGCGGGAGUACCGAGGCCUCUUUGCAAAGUGGAUGACGCAGCUCAGACUGGGGUUCAAUGUGCUGCUGUAUGGACUGGGGUCCAAGCGCAAUCUGCUGGAGGAGUUCAGAUGUGCGCUCCUGCCCAACCGCUGCCAUGUGGUCAUCAACGGAUACUUCCCCUCCAUCACCAUCAAGAUGGUGUUGAAUUCAAUUAUAUCAGAAGUUCUAGAAGAUGGAAUCGGCAUUCGCAACCCUAUGGAGCAGCUGGCUCACAUCUGCUCCAGGUUCCGGCAGGAUAGCAGCUUGGAGCUCUACCUGGUGAUUCACAACAUCGACGGGGAGAUGUUGCGCGCCGAGCGGAGCCAGCGGGUCCUGGGCCAACUGGCCAGUCUGCCGAACGUGCACCUCAUCGCCAGCGUCGACCACAUCAACGGCCCUCUCAUCUGGGAGCAGAGCAAAGUUGGCUGGUUUAACUGGCUGUGGUGCGAGGUCACGACCUACGAGCCCUAUGCAGAGGAGACGUCGUACGAGAACUCGCUGCUCGUCCAACAGUCGGACUCGCUUGCGCUCAGCUCUCUCACCCACGUACUGCGCAGCUUGACGCCCAAUGCCAGGGGAAUAUUCCAGCUGCUUGUGGAGCAUGAGAUCGACAAUAAAAACAACCCCUCCAACCCAGGUUUGUCGUUCCAGGACUUCUACGAGCGCUGCCGAGUGGCGUUCCUGGUGAACAGCGACCUCACCCUGAGAGCGCAACUCACCGAGUUCCGCGACCAUAAACUCAUCCGCACCAAGAAGGGCGCUGAUGGAGUGGAGUACCUGAGCAUUCCCAUCGACGCUUCGACGCUCGGCAGCUUCAUGGAAAACCAAGACCUGGAUUCGUGAACAGAGCGGUAGGAAUAGUUGGGCCCAUGCUCUGGAUUGGACGUGGAUAUAACUCGGGACGGAGCGUUGUACCCCUUGCAUUGAUCAUCACAAGAGGCUUAAGUGGCGACUACAUCUAUGCGGCAAAAUCUAACACUUGAGUCAAAUCAGGAGGAGGCUGCUUAUGCAAUGUCUAACAAUCAUGACGUAGACAGUUCUACCUCACACAGCUGUCCCUCAACAAGAAAAUAAAUAAAGUGUUUUUUUUACACAUUCCAUCAGCCACACAGUCUUGCUUUCUGUGAGUGUAUAAUUUCAGCAGCUCCUUUAUUUCAACACAAACAAAACUCUGGACCCGUUUCAACUUUCAGCGUCUUAUCAUCCGUCAGCCCCACGUGAAUUAAUGCUGGCGAGUUGCCAGACGUUUAUAGGUAAGAGGACCUUCUCUGUGAGAUAUGAGUUCUUGUUCGACACGAAACCCCGUAGUUUUGUGUUACACAAUGUAUUGUGCCUUUUGACAAGGGACUAUCGUUUUUCAUGGGAAAAGAAUGGAUAAUAUGCUGUAACAUGAUCACAUAUGUAUGUUCAUAGCUUCAAAAAGUCAGUCACCUCCACUUGUUCGCCAUCAUUGUCAACGGACGCCUGGAAUCUUCUCCAGGUGGUCUCCAGAGCCCCGGAGGCACAUUUCUUGUGGUGUUGUUGCAAUUUCUCGGAAGUGUUAACAUUUUUUUGAAGCACCCUGUUUACACACGAGUCUUUAGGGUUUUCAGGAAACAUUCACAAUAUAAGAAUCGUAAAUGAAAAGUGUGUUUAUCAUGAGUCCAGGAAUCGGUUUAAUGUCAACACACGUGUCUGUGUCAGCUGCUGGGUCUGUAACAUUACCUUCAGUGACGUCACUGAUAUGACCCAUCACAAAACUCACAUUCAUCAAUAACAUGCUCGUCUCGUCAUCAAAAAUGUACGUACAUAUUCGGCGACGUUUCAGGCAAUAGCCCUUCAUAGCACAUAGGUCAUUGUUCAGCCGAUUAUAUCUGUUUCCUCAUAAAGCCACUCGUUGAUGAAGGUGUUGAGUUGUAUUUGUGCUUGGUUUGCCAUUGUCAGUGCAGUGUUAUCAAUUGUUUGCUCUCAAAGUGGGCUUCUACGUUAUUUGUAAAUGAUAUUUGGUAAAUAGUCACAUGGCUAUUUUGCCUGAAAAUAAAUGCAUAUGCCAAUCA
This is a messenger RNA of Lethenteron reissneri (Far Eastern brook lamprey), 2997 nucleotides long. It is a transcript of the gene ORC2, whose product is annotated as origin recognition complex subunit 2. Gene Ontology annotation, biological process: DNA replication. NCBI's taxonomy places the organism in Eukaryota, Metazoa, Chordata, Hyperoartia, Petromyzontiformes, Petromyzontidae. The record is from RefSeq and is a predicted model, not a curated record. Gene Ontology annotation, molecular function: DNA replication origin binding. Gene Ontology annotation, cellular component: nuclear origin of replication recognition complex; nucleus.